Messenger RNA from Zootermopsis nevadensis, 5240 nucleotides. The record is from RefSeq and is a predicted model, not a curated record. NCBI's taxonomy places the organism in Eukaryota, Metazoa, Arthropoda, Insecta, Blattodea, Termopsidae.
UGUACUGGUCCUGCCCUAAUCCGGCCCCAAACCCCGGACCUCCUCUUGGAGCUUCACUCGUGCCAUACGUUGCCUAACCGCUUCUUCCUUUUCGUGUUUCGCAGUGUCUCGUUGUCGCAAGUGUGUAUAAGUGUUAUAAGUGCUUAUUUUCUGUGUAUGUGUUUUCAUACCGUGGGCCGUGACCGUGAGCUACUGGCAGUGUUCGAUAUAGCCGUAUAAAAUCAAUUCUUAUUACAAAAAAAUGCAAUAAUAAUCACGGAAGCCUUCCGAAGUCGUGCUGUGUGGCCUUGUUUAUUUGAUUUUACCUAACACAAUCCUCAGCACAACUAAUAAAACUCUACAAAUUUCCCUGAAGAUUUCAUAGAGGAAAAUUCAUCAGCACUCCAACAUAAAAUUCCAGUGGUCGUCUAGAGGCGUUGUUAAUGAGCUGGAGAGAACAUCCAAUUAAUUGCCUGUCGCGUCUUCUCACAGGGUCUCAACUUCCUUCGAGUUGUAUUAAAGAACAGUUGAGGGUUAUAACAGCCAGGAACUGUCAGUCAUGGCUCAGUUGAUUUUAACGCAAACAAAUCAACUUACCGCUUAUCAUAAUACUGUAAUGAUACACUCAUUGUAAUACUCGCCGACAAUAAUGCAGAAGUGAUCAGCGUCUGAGCUGAACAAGUGAAGUAAGUGCUUUUCUUAAAACGUAUUCGUAUUUCCAAUUCUGGUCUUUAUUUUAAAUGGAUACAUGAACAGUGUGUGAUAACAUGUUCGCAAAAGUGAUGAACUCUUAUUCCUGGAAAUUAUUUUCAAAAACUUUUCAUUUAUGUUAACUAUUCGUAGAUAAUACUUGAAAUCUUAUUCGUGUUCGUUAUAAAGCAAUAACGCUGUGAGAUAUAAUAUAGCCAUAAGUGCUGUACUACGUGAAGCAAUAAAAGUUAUGGGAUUCCCCAGUGCAAUAAUAUAAGUGUCGUAAUAACUUUGUUUUAGUGAUACUAUUCAAAGCAAAUCCAUUCAAGACGUAGGCCUUCAUUGUCAACAAAGACUAUCUUUCAGGAGAGUGACUUAUAUAAGAAUUGUGUGAGCUUAAAAUCAUCAAGCAAUAAAAGAAUAACCAACAUGGCGUUUGCAGCAGCUCGUAUGAUUCUUAAGGACAAAAGACGGAAGACUUCGAAAGAGGAUUUUGCACCAAGAAACAGGAGCAAGGCCCGCAAUAAGCCUGCGGAUGGAGGCGGCCACGUCAACCAGAAGGGACAGGCGGGCCAGAAGACACCAGUUGCCGGCUUUUUAACAAAAGGGGCUCAGAAACCUACUCAGAAACCACCAACGGCUCAGAAGGGGCAGGUGAAGACUCAGCCGAAAGCCGCAUCGGUUAAGGGGGGAAAGAAGACGAAGAAAGGGCAGAGACAUCAACAGCACGACCUCAUUGUCACCAUCAACUUGUCCGAAUAUGGAUUAACAGAAGACCAAGUAGCAGAAUUCAAAGAAGCAUUUAUGCUUUUUGACAAAGAUGAAGAUGGCACGAUCACCAUGGCAGAACUUGGUGUCGUCAUGAGGUCACUGGGACAGAGACCCACAGAAACUGAACUCAGAGACAUGGUAAAUGAAGUUGACCAAGAUGGUAAUGGAACCAUUGAGUUCAAUGAGUUCUUGCAGAUGAUGUCUAAGAAGAUGAAGGGUGCAGAUGGUGAAGAUGAACUGCGGGAAGCAUUCAGGGUAUUUGAUAAGAACAAUGAUGGACUGAUCUCAUCUACGGAGCUUCGCCAUGUGAUGACCAAUUUGGGUGAGAAGCUGUCAGAUGAGGAAGUGGAUGAUAUGAUCCGGGAGGCAGACCUGGAUGGCGAUGGCAUGGUCAACUACGAAGAAUUUGUAACAAUCCUUACGUCAAAGAAUUAGUCAUCUUCUGACUGGAAGCAAUUACAGCAGGUAAUCAGAGACAGAAUUGAACACUAAAGCUGAUGGGAAAAUGAGAUCGUCUUAAAAUGAGUGUAACUGGAGAAGAGGUUACUCUGACCCCAAUAAAAGCUGGUAGCAGCGUGUGAGAAGAAGAAAACGGACUGCACACGUAAAGGAAAUUUAAGAAGCAAACCCACAGCAUCUGUGUUUAUUAUUUAGCAUUACUUGCAAGGUAUCAUUAUGUAUUAUAUAACAAAACAGCCAUUUUAAAGAGUAUGGAACUAAUAAUAACGAGAAAAUACGUCUCCCUCUUCUAUUUCAAUGCAUAAAUUUACCUAUGACAUUGAAAUAAAUCCUUGUCACUUAAAAACAUUUUAUAUUAUUUAAAAUCUUACAGAAUUUGUUAAUUAUAUUUAAGAUGCUGUUUUUAUACAUGCAAUUACAGACUGAUCUAUCACUUAUGCACUAAAAAUACAUUACCGAUUUAUAAUUUUAAUAAGAAAACAUAUGACUUUAUCAACAUAAAAAUCAAUGGCAAAGCAAAGGUAUAGCAUACAUAUUAUGAGUUAUUAUGUAUAUAUGAUUAAUGUUAAAAUGAAUAAUGGAAUAAUUGUUGAUAGAUAGACAAUAAUGUUGUUGAAUUUGUUAACGUGUUUUGUUGAUGAAGGAUUUAUCAGGACUUCGUUGUUCAGUACGCAGCAAGUAACUUUCAUAAUUUGUAAUUGUCGUAAUAUUAGUUGACAUUUUAUGUAUAAUUACUUCAGUCAUAAUUUCAAUCUUCAGAUCAGUUUGUGUUUUCUCUUGAUUUUCAAACUGAAGAAAUUUCCAUAAAGAAAGAAAUUAGUGCUAUUUUGUUAUUUUUUAAAGGCAAUUAUGGAUGUGAAAAAUUAUUUUCAUUAUAAGACUUGUAUAAGAAGAGAAACCCUUGUACCAUAAUGAUUAAUAUAAAUGCUUUGAUGUUUUGCAUUAUGUAUAACUGGACAUUAAUGUUUGUUUCAUACAAACAUAUUAUUUGUUGUAAAUGUUUACAUAAUGAAGUAGAAAUUCCCUCGCUAUAUAUGUCUUCUCGCCAGCUAAUUGAUAGCUGAUUGGAUGCGAUGUUUUAUAAAUAAGGUGAAUGCAAGUUAGAUGCCAUUUUAAAAACUGACGCAGUGCUCAGCAUGUUUGACGUUAACAUUUAUUAACGACGCAUCGUUGCUUGCACACAGUCCAGCUGGCCAUGUGUUGUGGUAGCACGACGUUAAACCCAGUAGUCAAGUCCAGCCAGCAACCCUUUAUUCAGGGAUUUAAAUACCCUUUUCCUGAACGAAGAAGUUAUUUUUAGUUUCUGAAUGAUUAAUGGAAUUGUUCACUUAGCGCUACAAUUUUAUAUGAACUUACCAUGAUUCUAAAUUUUCAAAGGAAAACAUAUUUUAUGACGAGAAAUAUCAAGUACAUGGUCCAGGUCUGUAUACAGUUUGUCGAUUGUUUAUUGUCUGACUUUCUAUAUUAUAUCAAUACCAAACUUUUGAACAAACAACAGAUUAAAGUCUAUUAAUACUAAUUAAUAAUUAUUGUGUGAUAUAUGCAUACAAAGUGUUUUGCCGUCUCCUAUCCGUUAACUGCGAUGAGACGGCGGAUAUAAACACAGAAGAAUGCAUUAUCUUUAUGUGACAUCUUAUGCAUCCUUCCAUUCGCUCUCUCAUUGGCUUUAACCCUUGGAUCACGUGACUGACACACGCUUAAAAACAGGAUUGUUCAUAUGCUUUUGUCCCUGUAAAUGGUCUGUGGAAAUUUAACGAUAUAAUUAUGUAAAAAAUUUAAAUUGCACAUAAUUCUUCGGAGUGCAACCAAUGCUCGACUGUCAUGUAUAUUAUACGAUAAUAAGCACUUCAUUUUUAGUCAACUAAUAUUUUAUGCAUAGAUUUAUCUUAAAUUUAGGUGCACUGUAUUCUUCCGGGUUUAUAUGAUAUACAGAUAGCAAACAUUCAUUGUCAUGUGAUUAUUAUAAGGAAAAAUUAUUAUUUUAUCUGUAGAUUAUUUGGGUGAAUUUUAUUUAUUCCGUUGAAGAAUGAAAUCGUAUGUGGUACGUAAAUAAAAUACAUUUUAACGAUAUUAUCAUCAAGAAUAUGAUCAUAGCAAUAUUGGAGGUGAUAAAAGUAAUUAGUAUUAUUAAAUUGUGUUACUGAAUAUUUUAACUUUAUCAUAUAAUUUCAUAAAACGUACUACUUAAAACUUUUGCACAUUUAUAAAUGGAAGAAAUAAUGUAGAACAAAGAGUUUUAACUCUGUUGUUGAUCCAAUGAAAAAUAUAGAUGCGUGAUUGUUCUGUAAAAUAUUGUUUUGUGUAAUUUAAAUGGUCAUAGUUGUAUAUGAUGACAAGGUGUAAAGAGACAGUGCAUCUGUAUACAUUAUUGCAGGCUACCUAACUUCAGCAAUAAUUAUAAUAAUUCAAUUAUUGUAGACAAGGUUUUGUUAUAACCUUCAAAACAGACGCCUUAUAUUUUUUGUGUCAGAUGUGAACUAUUUUUAAUUGUAGUUACAUGUAUGUUUCUUCAUUACUGAAAUCACAUUUUCCCCUUUGCUGCGAAUUAUUUUCUCAUGACUUUUUUGAAAUAAUACAGUUUGAAGGUAAAAAAUAUGUAACAUUUGCAUUUUUUGUCAAACGUUAUUCAACAUUUUCAUACUAUUUUAAAUUCUUCAAACUAGGUGGCAGCACCAUGUAGACUAACAAAAACGUUUUUACAACUUUGUGAAUGAAAGUUAUACUAUGUGGUUAAUGGAAGCUUGUUCUUCAUCAUUCAAAUAUCGCAGCAAUAGGGUUAAUUUCUCAUGUAGUUAGUAAAUCCCGUACAUUUUGAGAGAGAAAUUUGAUACGUGUUUAAUAUUCUGAGGUACAAGAAUUUUCUUAAAACUUAUCAGUCUUUAUAAAUCCUUCACUCUUGAGCUAUUGAUUUCAAUUUUAUUAGUCCCUCUUGUAUGAAAAAAUACUUUGUCACUUUAUUGUUUCCCAUGUAGAUACAUAUCCUGCUAUAGAAAUGUGAUAAAAUAGACACUGUACGCAGUUUAACUUUCUAAUGGGCAAGGCUCUAAGUUUCAAGGUCAUUGAUUUAAAAAUAUGUUACAGAAUUACUACAACUGUAUGAGAUUUAAGGUUAAGGUUGCCACAGUGGUUAGGAUGAAGAUGCACCAUGUAGUCUGAUAGAUAUUGACUGAUAUUUCAGAAAAGUUUACCGUGUCCAUCUUCGUAGUGAUAAAUAAGCUGGGUGUAGAAGUUGUUUCAUUGUGCAGGUAGUAAUAUAAAUGUGAAGACCAUAAAUUUAUUAAGUGGUUUUGUUUUGAAUACAUACCAAAAAUAAAUUUUAUCGAGUUGUGCACUCAACUGGA